AUGCCGAAAAAACAGCGCGUGAUCGAGGGCGUGAGCGCGGGCAGCCUGGUGUCGCUGCGCGCCGAGCUGUACAAGAGUCAGGAGCGCGCCAAGGAGGAAGGCGGCGGGGAGCCGCGGGUUAGGCGCACGGGAGGCGGAGCGGAAGGGGGGCUCGGGGACCUGUUUGGGGGGAGAAACGCGGGGGUUGAAGAACGCGCGCAUAGGGACGCGCUGCAGUGGAAGGCGGAGAGGGACGUUGCAGGGCACCUGGAGCGCAAGGCAGCCAUCUACGCGCGCCUGGCCAGGGGGGAGCGCGCCGAGGGGGAGGGCGCGCAGGGGGAGGGGGCGGAUUGGGCGGGCGUGGAGGAGAAGUACAGCGUUGACUUCCUCAGGCGGGGCACGCUGGAGGAGGAGAGGCAGGAGAUGGAGCGUGAGAGGCGGGGAGAGGUGGCACUGCUGCUGGGAGGGGCAGAGGGGGAUGGGGGAGAGAGGGGAAGGGAUGGGGGCGGAGCGGCAGGUGUGGUUGCAGGAGGGGGAAUGCCGUCGACACAAAGGGAGCUGAUCAGGGAGGUGAUUGAGGAGACGCGGACAGCACGGGAGAGAGCAGCGCUGCUGAAGGCCAAGAGGCAGCAGCAGGCGGAGCAGAAGAGGGAGAAGCUUCGUGCUGCCUUCCUCAAGCAACAACUGCUGAAGGAGAAGGCGAAGAAAAAGGAUGCAAAACAGGCAGGAGGGAAGAAUGGGGGUGGGGAAGGAGGACACGUAUAA
Molecule: messenger RNA, 744 nt
Organism: Closterium sp. Naga37s-1
Lineage: Eukaryota; Viridiplantae; Streptophyta; Zygnematophyceae; Desmidiales; Closteriaceae
Source: the annotation of a GenBank genome assembly